AAAACAACAGAAAAAGAAACAACUCCAGCCAAAAUGUUGCCAACAAAUGUGAUGACGUUUAUGAAAAAGAUGGUGGCGACCGAUGAAAAUGCUUCCACACAAAAUACAACUGAUACCGGUGGUACAUUUGGCAAACUGAAACAGACUCUAUCAUCAUCAUUAUUAACGGCACAGGAUCGAGUGAAUAAAAUGUCACCACGUCCCUCGUUAAUACCUACAGAUACGGAUGCCACUUAUGGCAACUAUCAGCAGCAACAGGAUGCAGCGGCAAAUCAAACCAACAACAAUAACAAUAAUACAACGCCACACUCGACUGCUACAACAACAGGUACCAGCGGCAGCAGUGGCUCAUCGAAUGCAUCCAAACAAAGUACUGAACCUGGUAGGCGAGCGGGUGCAUGUCGGGUGUGUUUGAAAUCAUUUAAACCCGAUGACUUCCAUAAGACGUGUUUCGAAUGCCAGCAGCGGGUGUGUGAAGAUUGUGCCAGCUACAGUAAAUUGGAGGAAAAUGAGGAUGCGAACAUGUGGCGCUGCAGUGUGUGUCGACGAAAGAUGGCCUCACGUGUUUGCAUACCACAGAAUUCAACAGACUCAAGUCUGGAUGUACCAGUAUUAGAAGCAUUGCAACGACGUCACUCAGAUGCCAAACUGGGAUCAAGCACACAAACCCUGGCACCCGCAAACGGUAGUGCAGCACUGGCACCACCUCGCAGUCCCGAACUUAGACGACAUUCAGAUGUAUCACCUGCGUCAUUAAAAGAACUUGAACGGCAAUUGAAAGGUAACAAAACGCCUGGUGGUGACAUGGACUGGCGCAAGGGUGGCCAUAGUAUGGCACCCAGUCGCUCGGGCAGUCCGCCACGACAAGAGGAGUUAAGUUUUGGACCACCACUUUCACGCAUGGCUUCCAGACGUGGCUCAAGAGUUGCCCGUCAACACAGUUAUGAUGACGAUGCCAAUGCCACAGCUGCCGGUGUAGCCGGCAGUUUGGGUGCUGGCGUUGAUAUGGGUCUGGGUAUACCAGCCAUGCCCAGAAGAAAAUCGGCUUAUGAUGUAUUUGCUCCGGGUGUUUUGCAAGCAGCCACCCAAGCUUCACAGCUACAACGUUCUCCCGGCGAUGCCACUCUGGGCCCUCAAAUUGCUUUACCCGGCUCUCGUAGACCUUCGUUUCGUGUGCCUCAUCCCUCGGAAGAUAUCAAUAAUGAUGAAUCGCCCAGUCCGGAUAAAGGUAGUCCAGUGUUAACGGUCGAUGAUGACAGACGCAUGAGAAGGAGAGGUUCACAAUUACCCGAUUUGGCUGCUUUACAAUCACGUGGUGCUCUACCAACAUCUGGCAUACCUUCGGCUAUACCACCUCCCUUGGCUUCAUUUACAGGCCCCAAUUUGGAGGACUUGGAGGCGCCACGACGCCAAACUUCUAUGGAUGGUGAACAGAUUAAAAUUGUUAUACACGAUGUCGAUUCGGGACCCAUAUGUUCAUCUAAAAGACGUAUUAUUUUAAGAAGAGAUCCUUCGGAUAAAGCUCAUCGCACGCGUGGUUUUGGAAUGCGUGUUGUGGGCGGUAAGACUGGUGCUGAUGGCAGACUAUUUGCGUACAUUGUGUGGACAGUGCCUGGAGGUCCAGCUGAAAAGAAUGGUUUACAACAGGGCGAUAAGAUUUUAGAAUGGAAUGGCAUGUCUUUAAUCGAUCGCAGUUUCGAAGAGGUCUGCAGCAUAAUGGAUCGUACGGGUGAUGUGGUGGAAUUGUUAGUAGAACAUGCAACCGAUUUUCGUAUGUGUGAUUUAUUCGAUGAGAAUAUACCGCCCGGCAAUAGUGGUGGCAAUGAGAGAGGGCCACGACGUUCGGGUGAUGGGCCCAUUGGCUUGGGUUUAAUAGCGGACCCUGAAACUACCACAGACAAAUCACCGGCUUCGCCGACACGACGGAAAUUACCCAAAACUCCGGAACAAAUUGCUAGAGAAAAGCAGGUCAGUGGUCGAGUACAAAUACAAGUUUGGUAUCAUGCUGAACGCAGUGAAUUGGUUGUAUCACUGAUGGCAGCUGAUGAUUUGGCUUGGCGUGAUGAGGCCUAUGGUCAUGGCAAUUUACCGGAGGCCUAUGCCAAAGUUCGUAUAUUGCCGAAAUGCGGCGAUGGCUCUGUUCAACAAACCGAAGUUUGUCCGCCCGCCCAAAACCCGAUCUGGAAUGCCACCCUCACAUUUGCACACGUGAAAGCUGAAAGCCUCAUGGAUCGUUAUAUUGAAAUACAACUGUGGGAUUUGGUGCCGCAUACCGAAUCGAUAUUUCUGGGUGAAUGUAGUAUUGAAUUGCAACAGGCCUUUCUCGAUGAUCGUGCUAUAUGGUGUCGCCUCGAUGACCCUAAGGGGCUGAGGGGCAUUAGCAUGUCAAAAUCCCCCAGUGUAUCACCGCGCGGCUCUAUAGCUGCGGGCGGUCCCGGAGGCGAUGUUUCACGUUUGCUGAGGCGCGACUACAAUAUGCAACGUUCCAUAUCGGAUGACGUGGAUUCGAUUGGUGAGUGUACGUCCCUGUUGCAUCCAGAUCAUGCAUGGAUAGCGGGCUCGCGGCGAGGCUCAUCCCAAUCGGAGACCUUGGAAGUGGAAGUCUAUCAGUUGGGUAAAGAUUUUUCACGCUCUUUGCCCGGCUCUCGUCGGUCAUCAUUUCAAGAUGCUGAUAAGAAUCGAGAAGAUGAUAUGGCUCCACCUCCGACCACGUAUUUGGUGGGACGACGACGAUCUUCGGUGGCACGCAGAGAUCCCGACGAAAUACUCAAAUCGCUGAAGGCGGUGCGCGGCGAAUUGGGAAGGGCCAUGAGUUUGGGCACCGAGCAGCCCAUGAAGAGAAUGGGUUCAAGGCGUACCAGCCGUGUAGGUUUACCCAGUAAUCCCAGCAGCCGUAAAAGUUCUAUCUAUGAUUUGACACAACAACAACCAGCACUACCAACACCACCAAUUACCAUACACCAGUUACCGGUGGGUAUAGGCAACAGUGCAACCAGUCCACCAUCCGAUGAAGAGGACAAACGUUUCUCUCCCAAAUGGAAGGGCAGUGGUGGCAAUCUACCACCACCCACACCCAAACAGGCUCUCUCCAUGCUAAAGCAGGCCUCCUCGGCCACCAAUGUAUCCCAGGAACGACAAUACUAUUUGGGAGCUCAGGAUAGUUCCAAACAUUUGCGCAAGGGCAGCAUGUACAAUCUAAAAGCCAACGAUAGUCCACAACGCAAGAGCAGUGUUUAUGCCAUGACCGCCACAGACUCAACUCUAGGUACUCGCCAGCGUAAGACUAGCAUAUAUGUAAGCAGUGAUAGGGAAGCAUACGACAGUACUGAGACUAUGCGUAAGAAUAGUAUAAUGCCAGUGACGGACAGUCCGUCCAUGAUGCGUAAACCAAGUAUGUUUGCCACGUCUAUGAAUAGCAGUACGAAAAAUCUGACAUCACUCUCGGACUCUACAAGCAAUAUCUCGUCGUCGGUUUCAUCUACGAUCAGUGGUAUAGCGACUAGUUAUGGCCUGCAAUUGGGACCGGGACAAAUACAUCCCAAGGGUUAUCGUUUGAUAACCGAACGUCAUGGUGAACUUAAGAUGGGCUUUAACAAAGUCAAGGGAACGGUGGAAGUUGAGGUUAUUUGUGCACGCAAAAUAGUGCCCACCGAUUGUGAAACUCCACCAGAUACUUAUGUUAAAUGCUAUAUUAAGGAUGGUGAUCGUUUGCGUCAUAAAAAGAAAACUCGUGUGGUCCGGCAUUCAGCUGAACCAUUCUAUAAACAAACAAUCAAAUAUCAGAGUGCCGAUGUCUUUGGACGCAACAUCGUCAUCAUGGUCUGGCAAAGAUGUGUCGGUUUCGAACACAAUCAGGGUUUGGGUGGCACUGAAGUUAAUUUGGAUAAAAUCAAUAUGGGCCAACAUAUUGGCGGUUGGUAUCCAUUAUUUCCAAUGCACUCAUUUGGUGGUUCUGAUUCGGAUAAUUCUCCUUGA
Messenger RNA from Calliphora vicina (urban bluebottle blowfly), 3975 nucleotides. RefSeq names its product regulating synaptic membrane exocytosis protein fife (gene Fife). Gene Ontology annotation, biological process: calcium ion-regulated exocytosis of neurotransmitter; regulation of synaptic plasticity; regulation of membrane potential. Gene Ontology annotation, cellular component: cytoskeleton of presynaptic active zone; presynaptic membrane. Gene Ontology annotation, molecular function: small GTPase binding; transmembrane transporter binding. The record is from RefSeq and is a predicted model, not a curated record. The transcript is spliced from 15 exons. Lineage: Eukaryota; Metazoa; Arthropoda; Insecta; Diptera; Calliphoridae. Bases 34 to 3975 code for a protein of 1313 amino acids.